Messenger RNA from Chrysochloris asiatica (Cape golden mole), 543 nucleotides. RefSeq names its product interferon alpha-5-like. The record is from RefSeq and is a predicted model, not a curated record. Gene Ontology annotation, cellular component: extracellular region. Gene Ontology annotation, biological process: B cell differentiation; defense response; natural killer cell activation involved in immune response. Gene Ontology annotation, molecular function: type I interferon receptor binding; cytokine activity. NCBI's taxonomy places the organism in Eukaryota, Metazoa, Chordata, Mammalia, Afrosoricida, Chrysochloridae.
AUGGCCUCCAUCUUCCUUUUAUUGAUGUCUCUGGUGGUGCUUAGCUGCACCUCCACCUGCCCUCUGGGUUUGGACCUGCCUCAGAGCCAUAGCCUGGCACUGAAGGACUGAAAUGACUUUGGGUCUCCCCAGGAGGAGCUUGAUGGCAACAAGUUCCUGAAAGCCCAAGCCAUCUCAGUCCAUUGUGAGAUGAUCCAGCAGAUGCUCAAACCUCUUCGGCAUACACAUCUGAAUUACCUGGAAAUAUGUUUAAUACAAGAGAUGGCAAUUAAUGAGGACUCCUUACUGACUGCGAAGAAAUACUUCCAAAGAAUCACUGUCUGUCUGACGGAGAAGAAAUACAGCCCUUGUGCCUAGAUCAUCAGAACAGAAAUUAGGUGAGCCUUCUCUGCAUCAGCAAGUUGGCAAGAAAGACUAAGAAGUAAGGAAGAUGACCCGGUUCCAUGCGAAUACGUUUCUUAUGUAUUAACAGACUGGAUCGUACUCUACAAGUUCAGCUAUUUCAAAAACUCUAAUUUCUGCUAUAAUCAUAACAAGAAUUGA